Molecule: messenger RNA, 6183 nt
Organism: Hippocampus zosterae (dwarf seahorse)
Lineage: Eukaryota; Metazoa; Chordata; Actinopteri; Syngnathiformes; Syngnathidae
Product: junctional cadherin 5-associated protein
Exons: 4
Coding region: 239-4300 (1353 amino acids)
Biological process (GO): positive regulation of blood vessel endothelial cell proliferation involved in sprouting angiogenesis
Cellular component (GO): ruffle membrane; adherens junction
Source: RefSeq, a predicted model, not a curated record
CCUCCCUGCGUGUGUCUCGGGGAGCCCAUGCAGUCCAAGGCAGCCAGCAACCGGCGCGUCCUCCCCGCCUACCAAUCGGCAUGCUCGGCUCGGGAUCCGCGCUCUGUGAGCAAGCCGAACCGCAGCGAGCGGCCACGCACGCACGCACGCAUCUCGCCAGUGAUGGCCUCUGCUGAGCAGCGCAGCGCCUAAGGCAAAUACAGACCUUCGCGCCCCCCGCCCCAGGACGUGCGCCGCCAUGUACAGCGUGGAGGACCUGCUCAUCUCGCACGGAUACAAGCUUCCCAGGAGCGGCCCGCCGUCGGCCACAGCUUAUGACAAACGGCCUGCCGACUGCCAGCGUGAGCUCCUGCUGGACAACCGGGCGGGCCGGGCUGCGGCGGUGGCAACGCUCAACGGCUAUGAGGUGGAGCGUGGCGGGGCCUCGGCGGGCGGCAGCGGCUUAUACAGCAGCAGGCCGGCGCCCCUCAAGGGUUAUAUGGACAAUGAGGGUGACAGGAGGAGGAAGGAGGCCUUCCUCGGUAUCCUAGGUGACGCUCAGGCUUUGGGUGAUUCUCUGGCUACAGACAGCGGUUUCUAUGAUGUCCCAAGUUUGACCUACUCCGAGCCACUAAGCCACGAUGAGAGGGAUAUUUCUUACUGGCGGAGACGAGGACAAGACUUUAGCAUUCUCCUGGACUAUGCUGAUGGCAGGGAGCUAAGGGCCUCUGCUGGAGCAUGGAGACCACAGGCCCUUAUAGCGGCCGAGGAACUCAGGGCGGAGAGGCAAGCGCAGCAACUGUGGGAGGAAAUUUCCUGGCUGCGGGACCAAGACGCACCCGGUCAGCUGAGGGUGACUGGGGAGCGUAAGUGUCAGAGCCUUGGCACUGAGGAGUGGAGGCCCGCUGUGGGCCUGGGCAGGCAGUUGUCUGAUGGGGACGGGGAAAGGUGGGCUUUAGAGCAGUAUCACCUGAGGACGCCUGAAGGAUUUUUUCACCCGAGAACAAAAUCUAAAUCUCAGUCUCUCCCAAGAGUUUUGUCACCUGAUGGAAUAAACAGCAGAGAGCUUAUUCCAUCCAGACCAAGCCAACCAGAUCGACCGCAAAGGCUAAGCAGCACUCUUUUCUCCGGGCCCUAUAGCCGGUAUAUUUAUAGCAGCGCGAUUGGCAAGGACCGGUGGGGCAGGAAUGCUGGGCCAAGCAGUCAUGUUGCACUUUUACCAAAGCCUAGGUUCAGUAGGCCUUUGAAGCCGCCAUCGUAUGAGAUUCACCAGCAAAUUCGGGGUAGCGCAGAAAUGCUUGCGAUAGACCAGGGUCUCAAGCUAAAAGACAGGCCUAUCUUUUAUUCUAGGGGCGGGGAGCUGCGGCAUGACUAUUUUGCACAACACUCACUCUCUGGAAUGGAGCCCCCAGGCUACAUCCCUCCCCCGUCUUAUAAAAGAGUCCUACCCCCAAGAGCUGUGUCAAUCAAUCGUAACGAAAUGCUAAACCUGCGGUGGCGCUCAGAUUCCCUGCAGCCCAGCUCAGACCCCGGCAGAUGGCUAACACGUCAGAUGGGUGAUUCAUGGCUGGAACACUAUGGAGAUCGUGGGGCGUCCUAUCGAAAACAGACACCCUCUGGACACAAAGAGCAACUGAGUCAAGUUCGUCAAGUACCAGCUGAAGACACAAGAGCAAAUCAAAUCUCAGGAGGGUCCGGUGGAAAUUCUCUGACCGACUCAGACAAGAUCCGGAACAUUAACAAAGAGAAUCCAUCCGCUAAGAAUUUAGGACAAUCUACAUGUGAUAGUGCCUUUCCUCCCCAACAGGGGCAAUCUCUCAAUGCUGGGCGCAAGACGACCCUAACUGAAAAUGAUAGCAGUACUCGAUGGAGCAACAGGGGAUUGAACAAAAAAAGUGACAGUGUAGGUCCUGAACAAAAUCGUAGUCAGUUUUUCCCUUCGUCUAUUCUGGGGAAACCACCACCACCCCCGUGCAAGCCAUCUGAACAGGUUGUCUCUGAAACUGUACCGGAAGUAAAGAAAGUCGAACAGCCCGAACUACUGGAGAAAGAUAAAUCCAAGAAUCUCAAAAAGAGACUCAGCGAGACCAUCUUUUGUUUGGUUUCUGUUCCGGUCACCCCGCAGUUAACUGGUACAAUCCGUGAUCAGAAUAACAAUAAUGAGAAGUCACCGGACCCAGCCGAUAGUCCCAGUGACAACAAAACAGGCCAUUUAACGAACCAAAGUCUCCAAAGCACAUCUUCAGCCGAGGCAGAGUUGCAAGCAUUAACUGGUAGCAUUGCGAGCAGCAAGACGAGUAGCCGAGCAAGCAGCAAAAUGUUCAAAAAGUUGCCCUGCAGACCCCCUAAAAUCAACCAUUACAAAGAGCUGAAGUUGUCAGGAUCUUGGCCCGCAAACCAAUACCGUGACCAGGAGACGCAAACUAGCCCUGAGGCCGAAAAACCUGACCCUGAAAACAAGGAAGCACAAGAGGACCCUAUUCCUGCUGCCACUGAAGCCCCUGCAAAUAGUGGCGGUGUGGGGGGAACCACCUUCACUUUCCCUAUCAAGGGAGUAAAGAGUCUAAAACUUUCCAGCAACAGCGCCUUCUCCCUGACCACUACUUUCUCCAACCAGCUGAACAAGAGCACAGCUCAGCAGCCAGCAGUGCCGCCCUCAGGAAAUGUGGAGAGCAAACCAGCAGCGAACAGCGGGCAGGAGGUGUUCAAGGUUCCAGAGUUCCUGCUGAAACCGAUCGUCAGCCAGCGACCAUGGGAUGCAGUCAAAGAGCUUGAGGCAAUCCAAAAAGAGGUCCAGGAUCAACAGCAGCAUCAGAAACAGAGCAACAAACAGCCGAGCGUUGACAAGUGCAUCGAAGACCUCAACGAGGCCUACAAAGAUAUCUUGGAGCUCGGCGCUGCCAGCAAUAAAGUCCCAGAUGGGUCCGUUGAAAUCCCUGAGCGUAUCAAAAUCCGGCUGACAUCCCAACCUCUCAACAAACCCAGCAGCCUUAGGCGCAGUGCAGUCAGCUGGUCUGUUGAUCCCGAAUACAGGGAAGUCAAGAGCGCCUUCUCGAGGCCUGCCACAAAGUCGGUCACAUUCAGCAAACAGCUAAGGGAAGAACUUCCUGUGCCCCCUCGGGAGUCAGGCUUUCGAGAAUACAGGGUUGUCCCUCAUCUUCCACGUCGACGUAGCACCGACGGUAGGACCGUGAAACUGGACCUCCCGGACGAACCCAUUGAGACGCCACUGUGCGACUUCAGCCCAACGACCAAAAGUGCAGCGGCGGAGGUGCCAUGGGCGGACCGACAACCCAUGCAGGACGCCUCCACGCUCACGAGCCCUCCGGACUAUGAAGACAUAUGCCAGACUUUGCGGCACCCUCGGGAUUCAAACGAUCCUAAUGACCCGGUGGGUCCUCAAGAUCUCGAUUCAGAGGAAGAGUGUCCUAUUUGCAAAAGGGAGCUGGAGAACCAAUUGAGACAGGGCCCGCUGCCUCCUCUCCAUGAGGAGAACAGCUCGGAUAGCUCGGUAAAUCCAAAUGGAAGUCCACCACAGCGUGCUGCAGUUGAAAGUCCAGCUGAGAAUGCGAGGAAAAUAGAACUGCAGAACUCAAGUACCGACCAGACAGGGUUUGAUACGAGCACGAAUGCAGGGAAAAAGGAUUCAUCAACACAAGACAAUUUGGGAGAGGUUGCAGAAACUGUAGAUGGAUCUACAGAUGAGCUAGCAGACUCCGAGGAACUGAGUCAAACGGAGUUGGUGGAGUCAGCACAGAGUGAAGUCACCAAGGAGGAAACGGCCGAAUGUGUCAAUGCUGACUCUGGACAAGGGCGAGUGGGACAAACCGACAUGGCUUCGGAUGACAAGCAGGAGCAAGAGAGGAAGCCAGUUGCGCUCGCGGAACAUAGACUUGUUCUAUGGACCCAUCCAGGGCGAGAUCACACCGGGUUGCCAGAGUUCCCACCAGAGAGACUGCCACUUUCAGUUGUGCCAAAGCUCGACCGCAGGCUGUCUCUGAGCUUGGAAGGGGAGCGGCGGGGCAAUGCGCCACCUGACCGAUUUGAAGCUCUGCAGAAUAAGCUAGCCAUUUCUCCUGGCCAAGGGGCCGUGGAACGCCUGGGCAGGAUGCGGGAGGUGGACGUGAUGUAUCGCGUGAGACGCCUCAGCAUCAGGAGCACUGACUCUGGGGAAGGAGACGGGGAGGGCAAGGACUCCCGGGAUCCCUCCGGUGCUUUGCAGAGAGGUGGGGAGAGCAAAGAUGAAGAAGUGGCUGGAUCCUGCCAGUUGUUGGACGAAAGUGCGAGGCACGGUGACAAGUCUACUUUCAGAACGCUGUGAUAACUGGAGACAGCGGCGAUGGCGUGGAAAAAGACGGCGUCCAUCGUGCCCCCAUCUCAAGGUUUUAGCGCUCCACACAACACUGUGAACUGGCUGCCUAAUUUAGAAUGCCUUCAUCUUCAUCUCUUGACACUGAAAUGGCCUUCUUGUCCGACGAGAGCAUUGUGUAAACACCCUCACCCUCGGCUUGACUUCUAAGAGUGCUGUUCCACUGCCAAAAGGGAGGUGCCCCCCCCCCCCUCCACACACACACACUACCCAACCCAGCCUACCCCCAAUAACCAACUUCUUCAACCUCCCCCCAGUCUUCUCCCGAUGCUUUUCUCAUUGGCAGACAUUAAGCAACUCAUCCAUGCAUACGACGACAGUGAAUACACUCGAGAAUCUGCGCAUUACGAAUGUAAGCAUUAAUUUGAGGGUCUUGCUAUUAUUUGCUGUACCAAAAUAAAGUCACUACUGCAGCGGUGGCGCCACCGCUCAUUGCGACUGUGUUCGGCUCGAGAACUGUUUUUGAUUUCCUGUCAUGGCUCUGCCUUUCUUUACCUCUGUGACAUUAUGCCCUCGCCAAACCACCCCCCUCCACCCGCCCCCCAGUUGGUAAGCUAAUCACAUGAUCGCCCGCUCAGUCUAUGGCAUGCCGGUUGCUUUGCUCUGAAGUGAAGUUUGACUGGAUCCGUGCAGCUCCCGCCGCGCAGGUACCUUCAGGAAGCAAUAAAGAUUGACAGCAACUCUAUCACAACAAUGAUAAAAAGAUCAAAUAGAACACAUAAAAAAAAAAGGAAGCGAGAUAGAGCAAUAUUGUUAUACAAAUAAGCUGAGCGGUGUCGUGGAGCUACCUGUCGGAAGCGUUGUCUUGUGAUCGUUCUACAGGGACAUUGGUGUCAGGGUAUUUAGGCUGCUGCUUUACGUCAUCAUAUAGAUGUACAUCAUCUAUGUACAGCGCUUGACAUGUUCAUUAGACCACCGCCACCUAUUGGAUGAGUGGAGUUGACUUAUUAGAUUUUUGUGGUUGAAGUCAUCAAACUUUGCUUUCAGCUCUGCCUACACUCAAAUAUAAAAACUAAAUUCUUAGCAUUUAAAAAAAAAUCUGCCUAGUUUACAGGAUUCUUCCAAUUUGCCAAAAUUUGUAGGUGACAUUUGUUUGUAAGCAACCCCGGAAAUGGCACGCAUGCCCUGGAAAUGAUGGCCGGAAACAAAAUGGCUGACUUCCUGUGUCUUUUCAGGUAUGGCUUGUUGAGACUUUUUUUUGGUUGACACGUGAUAGAGAUUAGUAUUAAAUUUUAUGUAGCUAAGGGAAACUGGUUUGUGGGGCUGAAUUUUCAAAUUACUCCAGAGGUUGCUAUCAAAUGGAAAUUUCCACCAAAAUGAAUCUAACACUUUGAAGAAAAAUGACAGACUUCCUGGGUCUUUCAGCCUUGGCUACGUUUUUUGAGUUUUCUUUCAAAAGACAUUGGUAUUAAAUGAUAACUGAUUUUGUGGGUUGGAGCUGGGCUUAAAAUAGUUCAGGAGUUGCUAUCAAAAUGAUCUUAAAAUGGCCACUGAAGACCAAAGUGGCAGACUUUCUGCGUAUUGAGGCAAGGCUAAUUGUGAUUUUUUUUUCUCUUGAUAGACAUUGCUAUUAAAUUUCUCACAGCGAAAGGCUUGAGGGGAGAUGGGGGGGAAAGCUGAUUUUCAAGGAAGUCCAGGACCCGCAACCUAAACAUUUUACUAAAAUGGCCACUCUCAACCAAAAUGGCAGAUUUCAUGUGUGUUUUCAGGCAUAGUUUUGUGAUGCUUUUUUGUUGGUCUACUCAUGGUACACAUUGCUUUUAAAUUCAAUGUUGCUAAGGGAAACUUGCUCCAUCAUUUUUGACUAAAAUGGUCUCUUUAAACAUAAAUGAUAG